This is a messenger RNA of Moneuplotes crassus, 1956 nucleotides long. The record is from the annotation of a GenBank genome assembly. NCBI's taxonomy places the organism in Eukaryota, Ciliophora, Spirotrichea, Euplotida, Euplotidae.
AUUCAGCAAAACACUAUAAAUGGAACAAACUGAAGAGAGAAAAUUACUUAAUGAAUUGCAUUUCAUUAAUUCCUUGACCAAGGAAAAAGAAAAGUUUACCCCACAAGAAGGAAACAGAGUCAACUUCUAUAUGUGUGGGCCUACUGUUUAUGACCAUUCCCACCUUGGACAUGCCCGUGCCUAUAUGCUCAUGGACACUGUGAGAAAAGUUAUGAGAGACUACUUCAACUACGAUGUUCACUACUGCAUGAACAUUACUGAUAUCGAAGACAAAAUCAUUAAAAAGAGUAAUGAUCCUGAAGAUGGAAGGUCAUUCCAAGAAAUUGCCAGAUUCUAUGAAGAAGAUUUCCUCAAUGAUAUGGCUACUCUGAAUGUAGAGUUACCAGACUCUAUGCCAAGAGUCUCUGAGUAUGUUCCAGAGAUUGUUGACUUUAUACAGAAGAUUAUUGAUAAUAGAUAUGCUUACGAGUCUAAUGAAUCUGUCUACUUUAAUGUGAUCAAAUACAGUGAGGAUAACCAUAAAUAUCCUAAGCUGAAUACAGCCACUCAAGAGAAGCUUGCUGAACUCCUCAAGGAUGGAGAAGGAGUACUCGAACAAGAAAAUGAAAAGAAGAAUAAAGAGAAAAUCAAUGAACAAGAUUUUGUCCUCUGGAAGAAAUCCAAAGAAAAUGAACCAUUUUGGGAAUCACAAUGGGGCAAAGGAAGACCAGGAUGGCAUAUUGAGUGUUCAGCAAUGAGUCAUGCUAUCUUUGAGAAAUAUCCUAUCGAUAUUCAUGCUGGAGGAGAGGACUUAAAAUUCCCUCACCACGAUAAUGAGAUAGCUCAAUCUGAAGCACAUCACGGAUGCGAUCAGUGGGUAAAUUAUUUCAUCCAUGUCGGUCAUUUGCAUAUUGACAAGCAAAAGAUGUCAAAGAGCCUCAAGAACUUUAUCAAGAUCAAAGAAUUCACUAAGAAGUAUGACGCUAAGAAAAUCAGAUUCCUCUUCUUGCUCCAGAGAUGGAAUACUAUUAUGAACUUUGACCCUGAAAAAUCAAUGACUGAAGCUUUAGCCAAAGAAGCACAAUUUUUAGAAUUUUUCAAGCAGGCUAAAGCUAUUAUCAGAAAUUUUGACAUCAAGAAGAAUCCACAGAAGUGGGAUGCUGUUGAUAAAGCCUUAAACCAAAAAUUAAGAGAUACCAUGACUCAAGUUCAUCACCACUUAUGUAACAACAUCGAUACUCCAAGCGUCAUCCUUGAGCUUGGAAAUCUGGUAGGAGAAACAAACAAAUAUAUGAAAGGAAAAGAUACUCAGAUCAAAAGCCCACUUGUGGUUAAUAUUGCCAAGUAUAUUCUCAAAAUCACUAAGUGUCUUGGGCUAGUCGACCAAGAUCCAUUUGCUUACAAUGCUAGCUCAGAUGAAACAGGUGAAGAGGCUAAGGUUGACCCAUUCGUUCAAACUAUUGUCAACUUCAGAGAUGAAAUUAAGCAAUUAGCGUUCGAGAAAGACAACAAGAAACUUCUUAUAGACCAAUGCGAUAAGGUCAGAGAUGUUGAUAUGGCCAACCUAGGAAUCAAGAUUGAAGACACUGGCAUGAAGACUCAAUCUAACUGGAUUAAAGAAGACCCAGAAGUACUCCUCAAGAGCAUUGCUGACAAAAAGGAAGCUAAAGAGAAGAAGAUUAGAGAAAAGGAAGAAAAGAGACUACUUGAAGAGAAGAAGAAGUCCACUCCUCCUAAUGAAUGGUACUCAACAUUUGAGAGUGACAAAUACUCUCAGUUUGAUGAGAACGGACUUCCAACUCACAAUGAAAAAGGAGAGGAGCUCAGUAAAGAAAAGAAGAAAGGCUUAGAGAAGCAAAUGAAGGCUAAAGUGAAGAAAUAUCAAAAGUAUCUUGACACUUUAGAAAAGCAAGCCAAAAAGAAGGCAGAGGAGGAAGAGAAGAAAGAAUAGCCACUAAUUAUUCAAUUUCUGACAGA